CCGCAAGCCGAGCCGCAGCGCCCGUGUCCGUCCGUCCGUCAUCGGCCUCCUUAUUAUUAUUAAAAUACCUGGGGUGGGCAGCACAUAUAACCGGCCAUAAAUAGAGAUCCUUAAAAAAAACCCAGACAUAACAUUACAGAAUAAAACAACCGAUAUUAUUAUCAUUGAUGUUGUUAUAAAAGCUGUCUCGGAAUACCCAGUUAUUGCAUUUUAUUAUAUAUUAAGCCUGUAAACAUCCCGGUAGCCGUUGUACAAAGGCUGAUUUGGGCAUUGCUGAAUCUGCUAAGCGGAAUCAGCUUACGGGCAAACGGUGAGUUGUACUGGAAGCAUCUAAAGCCGCGUUGAAGGUCUAAUGCUUUUAAAAUCUUUCGUACCCUAAUUACACAUUUUGUUUUUCGUUUCCCCCCCCGAAACACAUUUUAUUUCGUAUGCUUCAUUGUUUCAGUUCAGUCCAGUAUUACUGAUAUGUGUUUACAAGUAAACAGUCUUGCGAAAGAAAAAUAAUAAUAAUUCUUAAUAACAUCGUUAUUAUUAAUUAUAACAAUAAUAAACGUAAGACUCAAAUCCAAGACAGGAAGUGAUGAAACUGACUUCCUGUCUCCUGGAGUGACACCUCUGGACUGGAGCUUGUUUAUAAACACAUGAGUCAUGUAGCGCACUUGCUGGUGGUGGACAUUUGGUGACUGUGGUGAUCAGUUUCCAGACACGGCACUAGAAAGGAGCCUGAUACAUGGGGCUGGAUUUUAUUAAAAGGACAUGUAACCUUGGAUGUGUUACUGUCUGCUGUAAGUAUAUAUUUGGAUAUGUCAGGAUGUGUUACUAUGUGCUGUCUGGAUAUGUGUGGAUAUGUCUGGAUAUGUCAGGAUAUGUCAGGAUGUGUUAGGAUGUGUUACUAUGUGCUAUCAGUAUAUGUCAGGAUGUGUUACUAUGUGCUAUCAGGAUAUGUCAGGAUAUGCCAGGAUGUGUUACUAUGUGCUAUCAGCAUAUGUCAGGAUAUGUCAGGAUGUGUUACUAUGUGCUGUCAGGAUGUGUUACUAUGUGCUGUCAGGAUGUGUUACUAUGUGCUGUCAGGAUGUAUUGCUAUGUGCUAUCAGGAUAUGUCAGGAUGUGUUACUAUGUGCUGUCUGGAUAUGUCAGGAUAUGUCAGGAUGUGUUACUAUAUGCUGUCUGGAUAUGUCAGGAUAUGUCAGGAUGUGUUACUAUGUGCUAUCAGGAUAUGUCAGGAUGUGUUACUAUGUGCUGUCUGGAUAUGUCAGGAUGUGUUACUAUGUGCUAUCAGGAUAUGUCAGGAUGUGUUACUAUGUGCUGUCAGGAUAUGUCAGGAUGUGUUACUAUGUGCUGUCAGGAUAUGUCAGGAUGUGUUACUAUGUGCUGUCUGGAUAUGUCAGGAUAUGUCAGGAUGUGCUAUCAGGAUAUGUCAGGAUGUGUUACUAUGUGCUGUCAGGAUAUGUCAGGAUGUGUUACUAUGUGCUGUCUGGAUAUGUCAGGAUAUGUCAGGAUGUGUUGCUAUGUGCUGUCAGGAUGUGUUGCUAUGUGCUAUCAGGAUAUGUCAGGAUGUAUUGCUAUGUGCUGUCAGGAUAUGUCAGGAUGUGUUACUAUGUGCUAUCAGGAUAUGUCAGGAUGUGUUACUAUGUGCUGUCAGGAUGUAUUGCUAUGUGCUAUCAGGAUAUGUCAGGAUGUAUUGCUAUGUGCUGUCAGGAUGUGUUGCUAUGUGCUGUUUGGACGCAUCCUUAUGAGAUGUCAGGAUAUGUUAAGGCAUUUCAGGGCAUCUGUUUAUGGUCUGUCAGGAUGUAUUAGAUGCAGUGUGAAGUGUCAGUAUGUGUUCUGGAAUCUUGACAGAUUUAGCUGAUCUAAGGCCAUUUUUAAAAUGCAUAAUUUCUUAUCAGACUAACAAUAUAUCAAGCAACCAGUUGCACUCUUUUGUUAUGGACCAGCAAAUGUUAUGAAUAAUUUUUGCAUAAAAUCUGUGCCUGAGGUAUCCCAGCCCAUACAUUUUCAAGUGUCUUCAUUCAUUGGAGCUCACAUUAAGGAAUCGCCUUCAGGCAGAUAAUAGGACCCACCUGGGAUGUGUACAAGGGUGAGGUCUUAGGGGCAUUGGUCCCAGCGGAAGGCUGAUUGGCCCCCAGAGUGCCCCCUCCUCUGUCACUCACAGAUUCCGAACAUAUCAUUGGCUAAUGAUAGUUUGCCCCUCUGGAUGUAUUAUGGCCUCUUUUAUAGCCCCCCAAAAAAUGCUAAAUUACCUCUGGAAUCUUUUCAGUCUUGGGGGUUCAGUUUCGAAUGGACACUGUUUGGUACAGGGUCUGGUGCAGAACUGAUGUCAUGAUGGUGCUUCCUAAUGAAAAAAUGCCCACUGAGGACCUGCAUUC
This is a messenger RNA of Brienomyrus brachyistius, 2366 nucleotides long. RefSeq lists its product as uncharacterized. Lineage: Eukaryota; Metazoa; Chordata; Actinopteri; Osteoglossiformes; Mormyridae. The transcript has 2 exons. Bases 847 to 1797 code for a protein of 316 amino acids. The record is from RefSeq and is a predicted model, not a curated record.